Heterotrigona itama is the source of this 1198-nucleotide messenger RNA. The record is from the annotation of a GenBank genome assembly. Lineage: Eukaryota; Metazoa; Arthropoda; Insecta; Hymenoptera; Apidae.
AUGAGCACUCCGCAGGUGAGCUCGCGCGGUUCCCCACUAUAUUCAUACACGAUACAUAUCAUAGAUCGACACAUAUCAUAGUCGUUCACGGAAUAGAUAUUACAGGGAUUAUGUAAGGGUGAGAAACGGAGAAAGUUUGCAUUUGACGGUGAACGGCAACGUUUUUCAAACAGACAACUCUGUGUCGAAAGAAGCUUCUAUUUUUCCAUUGUUCUCUUUCUUUUCUUUUUGCUUUCUGCUUUUUUUCUUGCAGAGUCUCCUCGACUCUGUCUCUUGACGUACCCACGACUAGGGCGUUAAAGUCGUAGCCAGUCAGUCAGAGGAGCCGUGUCUUUGCUGCAACUACGACAAGACCGGUUGUUACGAUAACUUGCGUUUAUCGUCACAGCCUAUCGUGUAAUACUGCUUUCACUUUGCACUUUCUCCCGUUAUGACGUUAUGACGUUAUUAACCUCUCCUUGCACAACGUGAAUCACAUUCGACGCAGGGAAACGCACAGAUACCUCACACGAUACACGAAACAACGUCUUGAAACACAGUACAGUUUGUACAGUAACUACGUUUCUACCUUUAGAAGCUUGUAUUACUCGCCCUGGUGGCGACAGCUCUAGCCGGCGACGUUAAGGAAUCGAGCCCCGAGACGAAGAAACCGGCCGCCGAGACAACGAAAGAAAAGAGCAAACGAGGAUUGGAGCUGAGUCUCGGAGGUGGCGGUGGCCUAGAGAGUUACGGAGGCUUGGAUGGACACGAAGGUUUGAGUCUCGGCGGAGACCUGGGAGGACACGGAGUUCGCGUACCGCAGCCGUAUCCAGUGGAGAAAAGCGUACCCGUACCGUACGCGGUUCCGGUUAAGAUUCCCGUGGAGCGGCCAGUCCCGGUGCACAUACCGAAACCUUAUCCAGUCCCAGUAGAAAAACCAGUACCAGUGCCAGUGGAGAAACCGGUCCCAGCGCCGUACACCGUGCCCGUCAAAGUGCCCGUCAAGGUGCCUGUCCCGUACAGCGUGCCCGUAAAGGUUCCAUUCCCGGUCGAAAAGGAGAUUCCUUAUCCAGUCAAGGUUCCUGUCGUCGUUAAGGAAUCGUACCCUGUUCUGGUUAGCAGUGGUCACGGCGGAGGCGGCGGUGGCGGCGGCUUUGGAGGUGGAUUUGGAGGACACGGCUUUGGAGGACACGAAUUGUCCUUCGGUUUACAUCAUUAG